Messenger RNA from Passer montanus (Eurasian tree sparrow), 1885 nucleotides. RefSeq lists its product as uncharacterized. Bases 38 to 970 code for a protein of 310 amino acids. The transcript is spliced from 2 exons. NCBI's taxonomy places the organism in Eukaryota, Metazoa, Chordata, Aves, Passeriformes, Passeridae. The record is from RefSeq and is a predicted model, not a curated record.
CUUGGGGUGCCCAGGCUGGCACGGGGCAGCCUCAGCAAUGCCACACCAGGCCAGGGGUGCCAGCCUGGCCUCCCACACCACGGGGCUCCGUGUGCUCACUGUGGACAAGGGGACAGGGUCAGUGCUCCGGGGACAUCGUGCCCACCCUGGGCUGCACAACUGCCCCCCCCCGAGCCUGGUUCAUCCCCAGCACUGGCACAGCCCAGGCAGGGCAAGCACAACGCCCAAACUGGCACAGCUCCAUUCCCAGAACACCCAAACUGGCACAGCUCCACUGCCAGGGCACCCAAACUGGCACAGCUCCAUGCCCAGAGCACCCAAACUGGCACAGCUCCAGAUCCAGCACCCACACUGGCACAGCUCCAUGCCCAGAUCCCCAGGAAGCAUUUCCCUGCUCAGGUCCCCCAGAGGUUCCUCUCUCCCUCAGUUUCCCCCUCCCUGGGGCAGGUUCCCCCGGGGUUCCUGCCCAGCCAGGCCCCUCAGGGCAGCCCUGGAGGCUCCCUGGCAGUGCCCAAGUGCCAGGCUGGCCAGGGGAAGGUGUCCCUGCCCUGCUGGGACUGGGUGGGCUCCCAAGCCCCUUCCAGUGAGCAGCAGGGACAGAGCCCACAGCUCAGCCUGCCCUGGCUGCACAGGCUGUGGCUCAAGUCUGUGUCCCUGGCAGGGGAGAGCUCAGGAUGGCACAGGAAUUCCUGCCUGCAGGGGCUGGGAACUCUUCUCACACCAUCCUCACCCAAACCCCAGCUCCAGGAGAACCACAGGACACAGAGGUGGCUGUCCCCACACUGCAGGGGACAGACCCCCACAGGGUCCAAGUUUAGAGAGAAGACAAACCCAGUUUUACUCCGAUUCUCACCUCCAGCCACACAAACCCUCAGGUUUCUCCUCACCCUUCCCAGGGGAGACCCCUGUGAUGCCCAGGGGGAAGGAGAGGGAAGUGCCCACCCCGAAGCACAGCUCAGCCCCAAACUGAAACCCCAGCUUGCUGCAGAGCCCUGAGCUGGGGCUGCAAGGGAACCUCAGCUCUGGCUGUGCCCAGGCCUUUGGGGAAGGUUACGUAACCCCGCUGAUGUCAGGGCUAAAAUUAGGAACAAACCUCAUUUCCUGUCAGAGCUGCUUUCAGUUUGCUCUGGAGCAGGCCUGGCACGGGUUGAGCCCUGCCUUGAACACACAACUCAGCGUUGUAAGCAAAAAAUUAACCCCUUGCUGGAUGGCCUCAGCCUGGAGACCAGGUCCAGCCCUGCUCCUGGGGGGGACAGGGACACCAAGGGGACAGGGACACCAAGGGCAGCACAGCAGCUCCGAGGGGCACUGAAAAGCACCAAAGCUGCCUCUGACACAGAAUUUCAGACCUUUCCCCACUACCUGAGGGGCACCAGUCUGGGCUGCAAGCUCUGAGCCCAGUGAGUGCAAGAAACCCAGGAAAGUCAAGGGAAGAAAAUCCCCAAAUCCUGAGAUUUAGCCAAGACUCUGCCUGGAAACUCCUGGACACGAUGGAUGCAGGGUCAGGUCUGGGGCAGCAGGAGCCAAACCAGCCUGGCACAGUGGGAGGUGUCCCUGCCGUGGUGGGGGUGGCACUGGUGGGAUUUGAAGUGCCUUGGAGCCCAAAGGGGCUCUGGGUGGGAUCUGAGGUCCCUUUGAUCCCAAAGGGGCUCUGGGUGGGAUUUGAGGUCCCUUGGAGCCCAAAGGGGCUCUGGGUGGGAUCUGAGGUCCCUUCCAGCCCAAACCAUCCCACGAUCCCAUGGGAUCAAGGACAAUCAAAGCUGGACAGACACAGUGACACAAUGACAAUGCCCUGGCUCCUGUCACCCCCUCCUCACACCCCAGCCAUGGAACAGCCACACCUGGCAGGGCCAGGAGCUGCCCAGGUGAGCAAGGAGAGGUGUCC